This is a messenger RNA of Schistosoma spindalis, 2554 nucleotides long. NCBI's taxonomy places the organism in Eukaryota, Metazoa, Platyhelminthes, Trematoda, Strigeidida, Schistosomatidae. The record is from the annotation of a GenBank genome assembly.
UCUGUAAAUUCACUAAGUAUUUAGACGACAUGAAAUUCAACCUUGAACAAUUAGGAUUGCAUCUGAAAAUAAACAGGAGAUAUUUUCUAAACUUGCGCUACGAUCAGCUGAUGAGUUAACAAAUUUUAAGUAACUGCUUACCACAGUGCACCUUCUAUCCGAAAACCUCAUAGAUUCUAUGUACUUAUAAAAUUCAAUUUUUCUCAAUGUAAAUUGACCAUUUUGCUUUGAAAGUUAAUGUAUACAAUAUGAUGUUAAUUGCUCGGAACGAUAUAUCAUGAUUUACAGUUGAUGGUUAGUGUUAGGAAUUAGAUUUAGAGUUUUCAUCACGAACUGACAUCAACUAUGAUGUUGAAAUUCUAUUUAGUCAAAUGGAUAAGUGAAUUUCGCGCCGAAAUCUAAUACUUGUCGUACGAUAACAAUCAGAUUUACGUAAAUCUGAUUUGUUCGCCGCUUUUUAAUAUAUGUGCGCACGAAGUCUUUUGGUUUCCUUGAUGAGUUUCUGGACACAUGUCCUAUUUUAUUCUUUUGGUACGCUGCGAUGAGUGGUUCCAAGUAGUUAGAAUCCCUUGUAAUCUGGUCUCUCUCCAUAAUUUAGUUCUUAGAUUUUCUGUAGGUAUUUAAAACCGACUUUUUUUGGAUAUUUCUGUUUUAUGAUAAAUUAAGACUUUCGGAAAAGCGAAUGUUGAAGCUUCGUGGUUCCAACCGCUUUCACUGAUACUAGAAAUUCAGUCGAGACAUGUACGUACAAGUAUUUACAGGUUUUUUUUUAAUUUCGGACGAUAAAAGCCUUCUCCCUUCAAGUACAAGCCUCAUUUUCAACGGCUCAGUUAUAUGUCGUGUUGUCUGUUUGUUAAGUCCUUGGGAAAUGCGUUAGUUCCGCAAUUUGUUUCUUAACAGCUCUUGGCUUCCUAUCUUGUUCUCGACAUUAAGAUAGUUAAUCAGUUUUCUACUGGUUCAUCAUAGGCACUGCAAAUAACUGUGAUGAACGUAGCCUAAUAAUAUUUGUUGUUGUUGUUGAUAGAAAGCAGCUUUUUAUGAUAUAUUUUGCCUUGAAUAAUCCCGUAAUUUCUUACAUCAAAUGUGAUUCAAUGGCAAUUUAGUAAAUUUGCCAUGAAUUUUUACAGGCUUAUGGCGGAAUUAGAAUUUGUAUAAUAUCCGAGAAGUUUUGUCGUUUUAAGGCUGACGUUUCUCAUUCCUCAAUAAAAUUUACUUUUUGUGAUUUUACAUACCUCUGCACAACAAAAUGUGACUAGUCACUCUUGGUUUUAAAAAAUGUUAUUGAUUUUACUUUAAAAAUAUUAAUGUAGCCGUUUUUCCGACGUAAAUGCUGUUCAGAGUUAUGAGAAAAUCUGAGGAUCUGUCUAAAGAUCCUCUGUUGACCAGUCGAAAACAAAUUUAUCCCACGGGUUCAAAUAACCUGUUGAGACUUGCUUGCAACUCAUGGAUCGAACCUAUCGAGAUAUGCGAAUUUUCUAAAGUAAAUACAAGUAUGGAGACUUCGUCCGAAGCUAAACCUUCUGAUUCAAUCACAUUGGUUGCAGAAGGGAAUACGAAUGUAUCUACAGAAUCUUUAACAAAUGAGGAUAACAAUUGGGAUAUAGUUGGUGAGGAUUUGUUAUUAGAUAUUACCGAGGAGGAUGUUUCACGGUUGGUUGAUAUAUUUCCUGGAGCAUGUAAAUUUGAAUAUGGAAAUGGAGAAAACUCUGUGUUCUAUGGAUGUUGUAAACGUUGUUCCGAUCGUCUGAAACCAAAUAAUGCUUUCCUGGAUCAUUAUGAUGCUUGUUUUUAUUGUAUUAAUUGCCAUCAGUUACAAGAAGCAAUUAUUCCUCGUAAUCUUAUAAUGAAUUGGGAUUUUUCACUUAAACCAGUUUGUCAAAUCACACAUCAAUUUCUUAGUGCAUUACAUAAUAGACCAGUUAUAAAUUUAGCUAAAUUAAAUCCUAUUCUUUAUGCUACUAUACCAAAUUUAUAUUUAAUUAGACAACUUCGACGUACUUUAGUUUUAUUAUGGGAUCAAAUAAUUAGAUGUGAUGGUAAAACAGCUGAAAAACUAUGUGAAUGUAUGGAUGGUCGAAUGUAUAUGCUACAAAAUAUCACGGAUAUUGAUAUAUAUUCAAUUGAGGAUUUAAUACUUGUACAGUCUUCAAAAUUAGAAGAACUACUUAGAAAUACUAUUGAAAAUGUUGCUUUAGCACAUGUACGUACAUGUAAAGCGUGUAGACGAAGAGCGUUAAUCUGUGAUUUUUGUGGUGACUUAAAUAAACCAAUAUGGACACAUGAAUUUACUACUUAUAAACGAUGUAUCAAUCCAGGUUGUUCAAAUGUGAUGCAUAUUGAUUGUUUGGUAAUGAUGGUUAAAGAUCUAACAUCUAAUGUAGAUUGUUGUUUUCAACGUCAAUCCAGUAUAAUCUCUUCAAAAGAUUAUUCUCAAUUAAAAUUUUCUGAUAUACAAUGUAGAACAUGUAAAGAAUAUUGUACAUUAUUUUCUAGAAAUAAUCAAAUUAUUGGACAUUAUGCUGAUCCAUUUUGUUUACCUGAAAUACAUUCGUAA